AACUAGUAGCCUUUUCCUGGUUUCCCAGUUGACUGUCAGUAUAGCUCUACGAGUCAGGCAGCUGUUUGAGUCAUUCUUAUUUAGAACCUUGUGCCGAGCACAUAUCCCAGUAAAUAAAAUAAAAAGCUGCUUUUAUUGAUAACGAAACGAAUUCUUGAUCAUGUCCAAGUUGAAUAUUUUGCUGAUCUUCUGGUGUGCCGUGAUGAUGAUGCAGCCAGGAAUGGGGCAGAAGUUGCGCGUGAAGCGCUCACCAGUCUCCACUGUGGCUGUCCAUGCGACCAACUCUACUUUUUCUGCCAAGAUGUUAAGUCAAGCGCGCAGCAUUACAAUUGCAGCAACUCCCAAAAUGAUGACAACUAAAGCAGUGGCCACCACAGCCACGCCUUCAACUGUGCUCGCUUACUCCACUGGCUUCACAGCAGUCCCCACAACCAAAACUACAACCAAAGCAGUCGGCACAACAGACGCAAUCACAUCCACGCCACAACUGGUCGCGAAUCUUAUGUCCGAACUGCAGAGCGCCAAGCGUCGCCUUGACCUGUUGAAUAAUGAAAUAAUGGCCCACUCGAGCCGCAAUCCCGCUGCCACGUCUGCUUCUCGAUCGCAAAGAAUUGAAGAACUAAUGGCCCGCCACUGUCGCCACCGUCGCAAUCCCGCCUCUGUGUCUGUGGUUGCUGCCGGAUCUGCUCCCCCGUCGCCGCCUCGUGGCCGUCUAACGCUGAAGAAUGAUCCCCAAAACGCACGCAAGAAACGCAGCCACGGCCCUAUGUCACCGCACCAUCUUCGUGGUUUUUACAGCAAGAGGCUCUUGCCGGAUGGCAAAACCGAGAUGGAGGAGUUUCAACUGGUGGCACCCAAAAUGACCGACGAUAACGCGCAGCAGGGACUCGACUAUGAGCCGAAAAUGAUGGCCAGAAUUCGUCAAGUGAAGAAACAAAACGGCGGCCACAUUUUGACUCCCUCUGAGUACUAUCAGCAGUUGAAGACAUCGCAGGCUCUACCCCCAAUGUUCGACAUGGCACAGCAGAUGUUCAAGCAGCAGGCGCGUAUCUUUGAUUUGAUCGAUCACGCCGAUGAAAUGACGCUGCGGCAGUUGCCCAAAUUAAUCGAUCAUUUUCUGAAGAAUGGUUUGGGGAUGGUGAUGGAUGCCAAAAAAAAUGAGAACAAGGUCCAGAACAGCGAGGAGAAAGAGGAAAAGGUCCCGAACAGCGAGGAUAAAGAGGAAAACGGCAAGAACAGCGAGGACAAAGAGGAAAACGGCAAGAACAGCGAGGAAAACGAAGACAACGAGGAGAGCAAGUUCAACAAGCAGGAGGAGCGGCGCCAUCUACUGGAAGCCGCCAAGAAGAAUGCCGCAGAACUCAAGAAUGCCUCCGCCAACCGCGAGGAUGAGGAGGAAUUUGUCAUCAGCUGCCCAGUACGCCACGAUCACCAUGCCAAUCGCAAUGGGGAAAUAGUAGACGACGAUGUGGUCCUUGUCGACCAGUGUCAUGUUGCAUAGGGAAUUUAUGGGAUAAGUUUGUGUAGGACUAGGAUAGUUUUAGAGGAUUAUAGUUUAGAAUUCAAUUUUUGCUUGGGGCUUUCAUCUAAAUUUGUAGGUUUUUUGCUUAGUAUUUGGGUUUUAGUUGGGUUUUUUGGGAAAUUGUUUAAAUAGGUUUUCCGUUUCUUUUCGGUUUUUUUGUAAGCAAAACUUUGAAUGCCAAAAAAUUGUGUGAGGUUAUCUUUAGCAUAAGGAAUA
This is a messenger RNA of Drosophila guanche, 1738 nucleotides long. RefSeq lists its product as uncharacterized. The transcript has 3 exons. NCBI's taxonomy places the organism in Eukaryota, Metazoa, Arthropoda, Insecta, Diptera, Drosophilidae. The record is from RefSeq and is a predicted model, not a curated record. The coding region runs from base 161 to 1501 and encodes 446 amino acids.